Molecule: messenger RNA, 189 nt
Organism: Cetraspora pellucida
Lineage: Eukaryota; Fungi; Glomeromycota; Glomeromycetes; Diversisporales; Gigasporaceae
Source: the annotation of a GenBank genome assembly
AUGAGCAAAUAUCCUGAUAAAAGAUUGAUAAUUUGUACCAAGGAAUACACCUCCAAGACAUGUAAACAAUGUAGAUAUGUUAAGAACAAUUUAGGUGAAGACAAGAAAUUUAAAUGUAACAAAUGUGGGUUGAUCGUUGACAGAGAGGCAAAUAGAGCAAGAAACAUUUUGCUCAAGCUGUUGAGUCAG